UUAAAAACAAACAGCGCUCCCUAAUCCCACGGUCGACUCCACAAUAUCCACAUUCGGACCAAGAGGUUUGCUUUAGUUAAGUAUAUUUUGCCGUACGCACUUGUAAUAACUGUUAAAUUAUAGGCGAGCUAAAUUAGCGUUGUGAUAGGACCCCACUGGAAUUUGUUUAGCAACUUGCGGGAAAAGUUUGGAACGCAUGCACUCGCUACAAAGUUGCAAACAACGUUUUUUUAAUGGAUGCUUCGGCUGUGAAGUUCGGAAAGGGGGCGCAGGCUGGGGUCGUAGGCUAUCUGAUCUGACUUUAUAAACAGACAGUAUCCUGUUGCGAGCAGAGUCAGCUGGCUCACGGAGGAGAGGACGGAGCUUCUUCUCGCUAUUAUUCGGAUCUUUGUCCAUUCCGGAGUAGGCCUAGGCAUAAUUGCUUCCGUGGGAUAGCUAACACAUUGCGGGAGAAACUAAUUCAACUUCAGGUCGGGAUCUUCACGUCAGAAUACCGCUUGACAGUGCUCUCUCUCCGCUGCCUGGACUGGACAGAAGCCUGGUAAUCUUUUACUUUGAGAGUGACGAGGGUUUGGAUUUAAUCCUUUCGUUUCAAUUGUUUACUGUGUUUAACAUUGUUUUUAUUGGCUAGCCUACUUUUUAUUUUAUUUUGGACAGAACGUUUUUUUGUGACAGUUGUGGCUCGAAUCUUAAAUCAGAUCAUAGUUUAUACACAUUUUGUAAUUCACUUCAAGAUGGAUAAAUACGACGAUUUGGAUCUUGAGGCAAGUAAAUUUUUAGAAGACCUCAAUAUGUAUGAGGCAUCUAGGGACGGGUUGUUCCGAAUGAAGAGGGAUGCAGGGAACAACUCCGAUUUUGAAGAAACCAGGAGGGUUUUUGCCUCCAAAAUGACAAAAAUCCACAUACAGAAACAGCAAGAGGAAACAGCCAAAAACAAUUUGGCAGUGAGAAUGAACGGGGGUCACAACAGAGCGGCAGACAGCAUGUUUUACACCAAAGACAGGCCGCCUAUCAAUAGCUACAGACAGGCAGGAGAAGCUGCGGCCAAGCCUCCCAUACUCUCUGGCCCUAUGCCAGGCACCGCCAGUGGCGCGAGUCAGUACGCGCCCUAUGACGCUCUGAAACACCAUUCACCCAGUCAACAGCCAUACAGCUAUGGAAACAAUUACGAUAACAAGGACCGUUUUGAGCCCCAUUCUUACCACCACGCCUUGAGUCCCACCAGCCCAGGGAAUACACCCACACAUGCUUCUGGUCACCCUGCCAGUCCCUCUGUCACUUGGGCCUCUUACUCUUCCAGCCCUGGUGGAUCAUCAGGGCUUAUGUGCAGCCCACCUCAGCAGCCCCCACACCACUCACCAUCUCCCUCCUUCUCCGACAGCCUACCAUCUCCGAGCCCCACUAGACUGCACCAGAGCAAAGCUGCCACUCUACUAGUGCGGCAGAGACCCCCCAUGGUGGCUGGGGCUGCAGCAGACUGGAUGCGGAGCUUGGGGAACCCAGAACUGAUUGCACCGCUCCCUCUGAGUGCCUUCACUGGCGGAGCUGACCUGUACCAGCAUCUGUCUCCACAACCUGCCCCUGUUACACCGCCAACAGGCCCUUACUCAGCAGCACCCUGCAUGGUCCCAAGACCAACCGCCAACCAGGGAAAUCUACGCCAGAACGGGCUCUCUCAGAGUCCUGUGGCUCUCACUCCCAGCCCCACCCCUGCUCAAGGGGCUGUCCCAACCCCACCUGUACACCCAUCUGAGACAGCCCAGCCCAAAGCCACUACUGGAGCUUACUUCCCUGCCUCUGCCUCUCCCUCUGGAACCAGUGUCUCUAGAAGCUUUGGCCAGGGUCAAGGUAUAGGCCAGGCCCAGGGCAGGCAAGUGGCCAUGGGGGUGGAUGUGCCCUCUGGCCUAGACAGCCAGCUGUCCUCUGGUGGUGAGGCUUGCCAGCUCCAACACCAGCCCCAGUCUCUCAAACUGCCCUGCCAGACUCUCCAUGUCCAGCCGGAGCAGGGUCCGUCUGCCGCCGAGAUCAAAUUAGAAGCCCUGACCAAGCGUCUGGAGAAGGAGAUGGACUCCCAGCCAAAGGCAGACUACUUCGGGAGCUGUGUGAAGUGUAACAAGUGA
Molecule: messenger RNA, 2120 nt
Organism: Oncorhynchus tshawytscha (Chinook salmon)
Lineage: Eukaryota; Metazoa; Chordata; Actinopteri; Salmoniformes; Salmonidae
Product: LIM domain-containing protein 1-like
Exons: 2
Coding region: 735-2120 (461 amino acids)
Biological process (GO): negative regulation of hippo signaling; response to hypoxia; positive regulation of miRNA-mediated gene silencing
Cellular component (GO): nucleus; adherens junction; transcription regulator complex
Molecular function (GO): transcription corepressor activity
Source: RefSeq, a predicted model, not a curated record